Yamadazyma jaroonii is the source of this 2343-nucleotide messenger RNA. Lineage: Eukaryota; Fungi; Ascomycota; Pichiomycetes; Serinales; Debaryomycetaceae. The record is from the annotation of a GenBank genome assembly.
AUGACGGUAUUACUUCCAUCGUCUUCGCCGAAUCCAUCGCCUGCUUGCUUCGGCUUUGGCUGUUCUAUUGGUGGAAGUAUCUGUUUCAAUACAUUCAUUUGGUCCAGAUCGCGAUUUUUUAUGCGAGGGCUGAUGAUAAACCCAGUAUCCACAUCACAGGUAAUAACAGCAUCGGACCCACUAUCACGAAACUUAUACAAUGCUACUCCUUCACAACUUGAAAUCAUAAAUGCUCCAGCUACACCCAAUACUGUACUAUCUAUCAAGGCGGGACCUGGUAGUGGUAAGACAUAUACCUUAGCUAGACGUAUUUCGCAACUUAUACUUGAUGGUAUUGAUCCUAGUGAAAUCCUUGUGCUAUCCAUGGCUAACAGAUCGGUCAAUAGUUUAAGCAAAAGUCUUCAAGUACAAUUAGGGGACUCUUUACAGUCUAAGCCCAUUGAUAUUUGUACUUUUCAUUCAUUUUGCAGUAAGAUUCUUGAUACCUAUGGUGAUAAGUAUUUACCAGGACGUAGAGCUUUGAUGAAUGAUUCUCAAUGGCUUUUCCUCUCAAGAUUAGUGUCUAACCAUAACCUUCAUCUUGAUGGAAUUAAAAGUAAGAAUUUGACCAGUGAUAAAUUUGUUAAGAUCAUGAAAGAUAUCAGACGUGGGGGUGAUAUUGAACAUGUUGCCCAACAAUACGGAGUUUCUCAAGAUUUCAUAGAAGCAGUGUUACGUUUCUUAGAAGAAAAUGGAAUCAUAAGGUACGGUGAUCUCAUAUCACUUGCUUGUAAGAUCAUCAAUGCUUCUAAGAAAGAUGAAUUGAUUCCUCAAUUAGUCAACUAUAAAGCCAUAAUUGUUGAUGAAUUCCAAGACAUGUAUGAGGAUUUACUAGAAGUGAUCGAUGUCGUUGUCAACUAUCCCAGUAAUGGAGAUGGUAAGCAUUUGACUGUAGCAGGAGAUCCCAAUCAAAGUAUUUAUGAAUUUUUAGGUUCGAAUCCUAAAUUGAUGGAUUCCCUUGAUGUUCAUUUUGGGUUACCUGUCCACGAACUACACAUCAAGGAAUCUUUUCGAUGCACACCAGAGAUUCUAGAUUUAUCCAAAACCCUCGUGCCGAACACUUCAUUGAUCACCCAAUUGCAUUCAACUAAACCUUCGGGCCAUUUACCUGUACUCAAAAAGAUUUCCAACCCAUCUCAAGAAAUUAACUUCAUAGUGGAAGAAAUCGUCAGAUUGUGUUAUUUGUCUGGUGGUGGUAUCAAUUUGAAUGACAUUUUGAUCUUAUCCAGGACUAAUUCCCAAAUUGAUGACAUCAGUAGACAACUAUCAGAAAAUUAUGGAAUUUCCACUAAUAAACUCACCAGUUCAAUUAGUUGGAAUAAAUCAAAAGUAAGCAUAUUCUUAUCAAUGCUAGCAGUACUUGAUAAUUCUUACAAUCAUCAAAUAUCCUUGUUGUAUUUGUUGCUGAUAAUCGAUAGAUCUCAAUUGAGGAUCUGUAAAAUAUUUAAUAUCUCCAAGGGAAAGAAACUAGAGGAUCUCGUACACUCUAAGGAGUUGAGAGUCAUAUACAAGAGGAAGCAGGAUAUAAUACCGAAGUUCAAAAACUUGAUUGAAGCUUUCAAAACAGAGAAACAGAAACAUUUGACCUCACCUCAAGAUGUGGUGGAUUCGUUAUUCAAUAUCACUUCCAGUGGAUUAAUGGAUUACCUCAAUGACGAUUGUGAAAAUCUAGAGACUAGAAAGAGACUUCUGGUUGAUCUCAAAGCUUUCCAAAGCUCCCUUGAAAUAUCAUUCAUUAAUUAUAAUACCGACCAACCUUCAGAGUCUUUCAUAUCUUACUUUCUCAAGAAUUAUAAUGAGGAUAUUACCAUGGACUCUCCAACAGCUGUGAAUUUGUCAACCAUCCACACUGCUAAAGGAUUAGAGUCUAAAGUAGUUUUCAUUUUAGGAACCUCAAUGUUUCAACAUGGCCCUUGGGAUUUUAUCUUAAAGGGACAAUUAACUGAUGAUUCCAACAAUAGAUUGUUCUAUGUGGCAUUAACUAGAGGUAAAGAUUUAGUGUAUAUUACUACUACUUUGGACAUUAGUGAUAUAUUACAUGACGAUAAAUUUACAACAUUGAUGCCUAAACGGGAUGUAAUCAGAUCUGUGGGUGUGAAUCUGGCUAAACUUCAACAAGGUGAACAUUUAUAUGGGAAAUUUAAAAGAGAAUACCACACCACAGCAAAAAUUCCCAUUUAUUCCCGGUUUGAUGGUUUCAUACCAACAAGCAAGAUCCCAUUGAAACGGUAUGGGAGUUAUGAUAUUUCUCAUAAUUGUGUCAAGGCCAUCAUUAGAUCUUUGCAUAAACUCCCACGAUUCUAA